AUGGGGAGUGCUGUAGCUUUUGUUAUUUUCGGAAAAGAUAACAAUCGAUUAUAUAGCGCUGUUAAUGAUAAAUGGCAGAAAUUUCUGUACGACAUAGAGCUGUUUGUAAUGUGUUCCAUGGAUAUAAUAGAUGAGAAAGCACAAAAAGCAAAUGAAAAAUAUCUUGGAAGCUUAUUUAAUGAUCAGAAAUACAAGUCCUUUGGUUUCAUUUCCAAUACCAAUUUGAAGAUGAUUCUUGUUCUUGAAGUACAGAACAACAGCAUAAAAGACCAGGAUAUCAGAGCUAUAUUCCAAAAAUUCCAUUCCCAGUAUUGUAAUGCUAUAUCGAAUCCUUUCUAUACAUUCGGUACAGAGAUUAAGUCAAAGUAUUUGGACGAUGCAGCUUCUUCCAUAUUUGUGAAUAAUACAGUUUCUUAA
This is a messenger RNA of Auanema sp. JU1783, 417 nucleotides long. The record is from the annotation of a GenBank genome assembly. NCBI's taxonomy places the organism in Eukaryota, Metazoa, Nematoda, Chromadorea, Rhabditida, Rhabditidae.